Molecule: messenger RNA, 1146 nt
Organism: Bombyx mandarina (wild silkworm)
Lineage: Eukaryota; Metazoa; Arthropoda; Insecta; Lepidoptera; Bombycidae
Product: ATP-sensitive inward rectifier potassium channel 12-like
Source: RefSeq, a predicted model, not a curated record
AUGUCAGAUUAUAACGAAAAAUCUGAUGAAUGGGAAGACGGAAAAUUUGUUUUCCAGUUCGUCCAAAAUUUGGCACCGGGUACAUACGUACCUCGUAACAAAUUCUAUCAUCAGAUUCCAGUGACAGCAAGAAACAGAAGAGUUUUGUCUAAGGAUGGGGAAUCUAAUUUCUCAAAGCCAUUGUUACAUUGCCGGAAGGGAUUUUCCUACUCUUUCAUGACUAUAGUCGAAGCCAAAUGGAGAUGGACCUUAUUCUACUUAUUUCUGGCCUUCUGCGCAGAUUGGUUAUUUUUUGGUAUAAUUUACUGGUUCAUCGCACUUGUCCAUGGAGACUUAUCUGAGGAUCAUCUGCCUCAAUACCAAAACGCAACCGGUUGGGUGCCUUGUAUCAAAAAUGUCUACGGGUUUACGUCUACAUUUCUCUUUAGUAUUGAGGUUCACACAACCGUUGCGUACAGUCAAAGGGCGAUUACCCCCAACUGCCCAGUAACCAUACUAGCUAUGUGUCUUCAAUGUAUAGUCAGUUCUAUCUUUCAAGCUUUCAUGAUCGGGAUAUUGUUUGCAAAAAUAACACGACCCAACGCUAGGGUUGAUACUAUAUUAUUCAGCAAACGGGCCGUUAUUUCUCUUAGAGACGAGAAAUUGUGUUUAAUUUUAAGGGUUGGCAAUGUGCGGAAAUUUAAGAUACAAAAUGUUAAAGCUACAGUUAUUCUAUUGAAGUUUAUUAAUAAGAACAAUAACAUGUAUUUUGUAGAGCAAAAGGAAUUAGGUGUUACAAUGGAUGGAUAUGAAUCGACAUUUUCUUUGUGGCCAAUAUCUGUUGUUCAUAUUAUCGAUGAAAAAAGUCCACUUUACGACAUAUCAGCUGCGGAUUUACUAUGUGGACAUUUCGAAAUUUUGGCUAUAUUCGAAGGUAUUAAUGGAAUCACCGGUCAAGCAGUCCAAGCAAGAACUAGCUACACAGAAAACGAUUUGCUUUGGGGUCAUCGUUUCGUUCCCAUGAUAAACGAUAUAAACAAGAUAGCAUAUGAUUUAUCUAAACUCAGCGCAACGCAUGAAGUAGAUACCCCACUGUGCUCGGCUAAUGAAUAUGAUGUUUUAAUGACGUUAGUUGACUUUGAAGACAAAAUAUCUGAUAAGAAAUAG